This is a messenger RNA of Prionailurus viverrinus (fishing cat), 672 nucleotides long. RefSeq names its product C-reactive protein (gene CRP). The coding region runs from base 1 to 672 and encodes 223 amino acids. NCBI's taxonomy places the organism in Eukaryota, Metazoa, Chordata, Mammalia, Carnivora, Felidae. Gene Ontology annotation, biological process: innate immune response. The transcript is spliced from 2 exons. Gene Ontology annotation, molecular function: low-density lipoprotein particle binding; complement component C1q complex binding. The record is from RefSeq and is a predicted model, not a curated record.
AUGGACAAGUUGUCACUGUAUUUCCUGGUCGUCAUCGGCCUCCCUGGAGCUUUUCUCCAAAGCGACAUGCAAAAAAAGGCCUUUGUGUUCCCCAUAGAGUCCGAUAAGUCCUUUGUAACCCUGUUUGCUCAGGUCCAGGAGCCAUUGAAGGCUUUCACCGUAUGCCUGCGAGUCUAUACCGCCUUGACCCGCCCAUAUAGCCUCUUCUCUUACGCCACCAGGACACAGAGCAAUGAGAUCCUCCUCUUCAAGGACAGGAGUGGAGUAUACAGCGUAUCUGUGGGUGGCUCGGACGCCUACUUCAAGACUCCGGAGAAGUCUUAUGCACCAGUGCACUUCUGCAUUAGCUGGGAGUCCAGCUCGGGGAUUGUAGAGCUCUGGGUGGAUGGGAGGCCCAUGGUGAGGACGAGUCUGAAGAAGGGAUACACUGUGGGGGCAGGAGCAAGCAUCAUCCUGGGGCAGGAGCAGGAUUCCUUUGCUGGGAACUUUGAUACGAACCAGUCCUUAGUGGGAGACAUUGGAGAGGUGAACAUGUGGGACUUUGUGCUGUCACCAGUCGAAAUAAACUCCGUCUACAAUGGUAAGGCCUUCAGCGCUAACGUCCUGAACUGGCAGGAGCUGAAGUACGAAGCACAAGGUGAAGUGUUCGUCAAGAACCAGCUGUGGAUCUGA